AUGAAUAUUGUAGUUGGAUCAGAUAAUGGUCUGAUAAAGAUUUGUAACUUGCAGACUAAACAGGUAGUAUCAUCGUUUGGAUCAAUCACAUCGUCAAUUCAGAAUGAGUUGCAAACAAUGUCAUUUGGUUGGGACAAUAAUGAGACUCAGAUGUUGCAGGGAUUCAAGGGUGGUGCGUUCAAGCAUUGGCAGUUGCAAGAGGAUGGCACUGGACACGUGGUGUCCGAGUGCACGUACGACUCGGCAAUCCGUGCGAUCAGACCAUUGUCUGAGCAGCGACUACUGAUCGCCACUGAGAAGGGCACAAUCAAUGUGGUCAAGGUCUCUGAGGAUGGUGUCGACAUGAAGCAGCUGGACACGCUGUCGUUCUCCAAGAGUCUGUUUGCACUCAAGGUCAACCCGAGCGAUGAGUCCAAGGUAGUGAUCGGUGGCAAAGAGUGCGAUCUGGCCAUAUGCGACAUCAACACGAAGCAACUGACGUGGCGCGCCAAGAACGCCCCACCCGACAAGUUGCGAGUGUCCCCACCCAUUUGGAUCACAGACAUGGAGUACACACCGACCGAUCACAACAGAAUAGUCACUGGCACAGGACACUAUCAGAUCAGACUAUACGAUUGUCGCAAGAACAGAACGCCGCCCAUCCUUGAUCUCACCGUCACAAAGCAUCCAAUACUCUCGAUCAAGAUGUCAAGUCAAUUCGAAAACUCGGUAUUUGCAUCAGACUCUGUUGGUAAUGUCUUUGCCUAUGACCUGAGGAAUGGUUAG
Acytostelium subglobosum LB1 is the source of this 765-nucleotide messenger RNA. RefSeq lists its product as hypothetical. The transcript has 3 exons. Gene Ontology annotation, cellular component: preribosome, large subunit precursor; nucleolus. Lineage: Eukaryota; Evosea; Eumycetozoa; Acytosteliales; Acytosteliaceae. The record is from RefSeq and is a predicted model, not a curated record. The coding region runs from base 1 to 765 and encodes 254 amino acids. Gene Ontology annotation, biological process: ribosomal large subunit biogenesis. Gene Ontology annotation, molecular function: protein binding.